Acanthamoeba castellanii str. Neff is the source of this 1368-nucleotide messenger RNA. RefSeq names its product methyltransferase domain containing protein. Lineage: Eukaryota; Discosea; Longamoebia; Acanthamoebidae. Gene Ontology annotation, molecular function: methyltransferase activity; structural constituent of ribosome. Gene Ontology annotation, biological process: translation. Gene Ontology annotation, cellular component: mitochondrial small ribosomal subunit. The coding region runs from base 1 to 1368 and encodes 455 amino acids. The record is from RefSeq and is a predicted model, not a curated record. The transcript is spliced from 8 exons.
AUGGAAGAGCUGGCAGAAGACGAGCUCGAUGGAAGCACAGAUAGAGAAGAUGAAGAUGAUGAUUUUGUAGAGCCUGCUGCCGGCCGUAGCGAGGAGGAAGGCGAACGAAGAGAGGGCAGCGGCGCCGAUGACGAGCACACCGGAGCGCUGGGCGACGCCAUCGAGGGCUCUGCGGAGGCCCACGACUGGCUGGACUCGCGGCGCAUGCGCACCCAGCACGACCACCUCAAGCCCAUGAAGCUGGGCAUGGUCGUUCUGCCCGACGCCCUCAAGAAGCGCAUCGGCGCCACACUCAAGAAGGUGGGAAGAACGGGACUGCGACGUACGGCGGGUCUGCUGUCGGAGCGGCUGCGGGAGCGGACGCGCCUGGUGCCGGGCCAGCCCAAGUCGGUGAUGCCCGACCCGGUCGUCUACCGGCGCGAGGAGGCCAUGGCCUACGCCGCCCACCGUCUCCCAGGCGUCUACGCCUGCACCUUUCGCGUCAUGAACGAGAUCAAGCUGCGGCGACCGGAGUGGACGCCGAAGUCGCUGAUGGACUUUGGGUCGGGUCCGGGGACGGCCGUGUGGUCGGCGACCGAGGUGUGGCCCGAGCUGGACAACAUCCUCGCCGUCGAGCCCUCGGAGGCCAUGAUCGACGUCGCCAACGAACUGUGUAAAGGUAAACCGGUCAAGUGGAAGCGGCUGCUGCCCACCGACCCCAACGAGAGGUACGACGUGGUGAUCGCGUCGUACGUGCUCAGCGAGCUGCCCAGCGAAGAGGAGCGCCUGGCCAAAAUCAAUGCCCUCUGGAAGCAUACCCGACGCGGCGGCAUCAUGAUUCUCGUGGAGCCCGGCACGCCGGUGGGCUUCCACAACAUCAAGUUGGCCCGAAGCACGGUACUCGGAGACCUGUCCCACGGCCUUCCCAACGUGUUGGCUCCGCGCAUGCAACGAAUCCCCGUCCAGACCCAGUCCAAGCAGAACACCUCCAUCAACUGGGAGGACGAAAAGUUUUCCUACGUCGUUCUCACCAAGGGCAAUCUGCUGGUCGACAAGAACGAGGCGUUUGACCGGCUGCUGAUCAGCCCGCAGAAGCGGGGCCGGCACGUCAUCAUGAAGACCUGCGGCCAGGACGGAGAGAUCACCACGCGCAUCAUCGCCAAAUCCGACGGAGCAAUCUACAAAGAAGCCCGCAAGGCGGCGUGGGGCGACGGGUUUGGGUUCCCGGACGAGACGUCGAAGCGGGAUCUGGCGGGCAAGUUCCGGCCCAAGGCCUUCAAGUACCGAAGUCUGUCCAAGGUCGGCUCGGUUGCGCCUGCGACUCGCGGCCGCCGCCCGCCCAAGCCUGCGGCCGACGCCGAUGCCAAGGAGGACUCCCAGGUCAUGUAG